ACACUGUCUGGUCACACAGUAAUGAGCAAACCACAAGCGCUUCGUUUUUAUUCGCGAAAUUUGUUAAUUAAAGUGGAAUUUGGCAAGAAUUGGAAGAUUAAUAAGUGAAGUGAGUGAGCGCGCAAAUUGGAGAUGCAUCCGGGCCAGUGAGCGAGUGCGUCCGGAGCCGAGCUGGCGGCGGCAGCGAAAUGCGCAGCGCUAACAACGCAAAAGUAGAGCAGUUGCUGUAACGGUACGUUGGCAAGGGGGAAGGGGCUGAAGGAAGGAAGGAGGGAAGGCAAAGGCAAAGCAAGAAGCGUCUUGAUUUUCGGAUAGCCAACCUAACGGGACUAUCUGAAAAAAAAAGGUCCGACAGAUGGAGCCCCCAGCAACACCAGUGGCUCUCGCGCCUUUGGCAGCCUCGACGUCAUGCCUGGCCGACAGAAGUCCCGUCGAGCCUCUGGCACUGCGAUCCCAAGCAGAAGAAGCAGAAGAGGAGGACGACGAAGAUGAUGAUGAUGAGGAGGAGGAAGAGGAAGAAGACGAAGAAGAAGAGGAGGAGGAGGAGGACGAUGAUGCGAAGGAGGCCUUUUAUGAGGCGAGAAAUGGCAACGAAAGCGACGAACUGGAGCAGGCCUUUCAAAGUGCUCUUACCUUGGAUGUUCAGGUGAAUGUGAGUGAAGUGCCAGAGGAUUCACCCAAAGGUGGUCUGGUUAGGGAUGAGCCGGCGCGGGAGCAGAACCUCCAGGAGGAGCUGCAGCUUCAAGGAGCCUGCGGGUUGGCCAAGCCAUCAUCCACCAAUCACACCUCGAAAGAAGAUAAGCCCGUAGAACCACACGAACCCCGUCACCAGACCCUGCUAUCCACCAAAUCCUGCGAAACUCCAGCCAAUACCAGCACGCUAUCGCCCACCAACUCCUACAACGGCAGCAUCGGCAGCGACGGCGGCAGCAGUGUGGGUGGCGGUGCCCGACGCAAGUCCUGGACCCUGUCGCCCCAAAGCGGCAACUCCACUCCCCUCAGCGGAGCCAAGAAGAAGACCAAAGCGGGAGCCACGGCAGCACCCAGCUCGAGCUUGUCCAAUACGAACGGCGAGGGGUUCAACCUGUGGGUGGCACGCGAGUGCUUCGAGACUGUGCCGGCCGAGAUGGUGGACACGUUGAGCAUGGCCGAGGUCAACGAGGAGGUGGACGAGGAAGACGAGGAGGAGGAUGAAGAGGCGGCCGCCGUGGAGAGCCUUCUGGGGGCGGCAGCCGCGCUACAGGCCUCGGCCCACGUGCAGCGCCGCCAACAGCAGCAGAAGCAGCAACACCAGCAACAGCUCCAAGCACACCACCACCAGCAGAUCCAACAUCAUCACUUGAGGCAACCAUCGCCGCCACAACAUCGACCCCUGGAACGCUCCUGGCCGCCGAGAGCUGUGGGGCGUGAUCUCAAGCUGCAGGGCGAUGUCUUUCAGUUCGACAUCCUCGACACGGACGAAAGACUGGCGGAGGAUCUGCCAGCUCCAGGCAGUGGCAGCUCCAACAACAACUCGCCCCUGGCCACGCCGCCAGUGCGCUUCAAGCCUCUACUGAAGAAGAAGAUCGGGCCGGAUAGCUACAUCAACACCAUCAGCACCCAGAAGGUGCCAGCGCAUCAGAGCUACGAGUUCCCGACCUUCCCGAGCUCGUCCGGCGGCGUGGCCUCUUCCUCGGCAUCCUCGUCCUCGCCGAACAACCUCCAGUUCCCGUAUCUCCGCCAGCACCGUCCACUCACCCGCGCCCUGUCCAACGGCAAGGCCAGUUCUUCGGAGGAGCAAGCCUCGCCCCGACUCCUGCUCUCGCCCAAGCGGCCACGGAGUCCCCCAUCUGGGUGCUCAACGCGCAGCGCCUCGCCCUUGGAUUUGAGUCUCAGCCCGGAGCAGCACUCCCCCACCCGCGGCAGGGGAGUGGGUGGCGUCCUGCAGGACCCAGUGCCACCGGGAACACCCACAUUCCACGGCCAGCGGCCGCAGCAGAGGCUCCUGAAGCGUGUGGGCGGCGGAGCUGGAGCCGGAGCGGGAGUUGUGGCCAGCGGCUCCUCUCUGGUCUGCCCGCCAACACCCACUCACCAUGCCCGGCGGCAUGCUCGCCUCCAAGCCGUCACUGCCAACUCGAGCCUCGCCAGCGGCGGCGGAGUGCCGCACCUAGCGGACGCCACACCGUCCGCCACCGCCUCUAGUCAAUUGGAUUACAUUUACCUGCAGGACGACGGUGCUGCACCGGCGCCGUCGGGCCAGGACGCGGCCAACGGCGACGAGGUGGUGCACAUCAGCAGCACCCGACUGCCCUCCAUACCCGAACGCAGUGCCGCAGCGGCGGCGGCAGCGGCAGCAGCAGCAGCGGCCGCUGCAGGAGCGGCUCUCAUGGAGCCCGGAACGGGAGCCGGAUCGGGUGGUGGAGUGGUGGGCAGUGGCGCCACGGCAACCGGAGAGCCACCGUUGCCGCCGGCGUGGGAGGCCCGGAUGGACAGCCACGGUCGGAUCUUCUACAUCGAUCACACGACGCGGACUACCUCCUGGCAGCGACCGGGAGCGGCGCCCAGUGCCGGGCCAGCGGGACGGGAGCAGCACCAUCGCCAGCAGCUGGACAGACGCUACCAGAGCAUCCGCCGGACCAUCACCAACGAGAGCCGGGCAGCCCAGCUCUACAACCUGCCGACAUCCGGCGGCGGUACAACGAAUCCGGCCGCUCCCACGGCAUCGCCGCCGCCGACGGCUACCUCGUCGGCCGCCUCCGGCCUGCAUCCCGCCAUCCUGAUGCUCUGCCGGCCGGACUUCUACUCGCUGCUGCACACCAACGAGGCCGCCCUGGCGAUCUACAACCGGAACGCCGCCCUCAAGCACAUGGUGAUGCGGAUCCGGCGCGACCCGCAGUGCUUCCAGCGGUAUCAGUACAACAAGGACCUGGUGGCCCUCGUCAACACCUUCGCCCAGCUGAACCGCGAACUGCCCUCGUGCUGGGAGACCAAGCUGGACCAGUCCGGCAAGCAGUUCUUCAUCGACCACCAGCACCGACGCACCUCCUUCAUGGAUCCCCGCCUGCCGGUGGAGUGUCCACGGGUGGUGCGCCACCGCCAGCAGCAUCCCCAGCAGCCGACUGGCUAUUGCCAUCCCGACCUGGUGGACGGCAACUGCCUGUCGGCCACCAGUGGUCACAUCAGCGCCAGUCCAGCGUCCUCCGUCUCCGGAGUACCGCCCCUGCCGCCGCCCAGACCCCUGUCGUCAUCCGGCACCUCGCGGAGUCACGGCCAUGGCCACAAUUGCACCACGGCGGCGGCCAUCGCCUGCCUCAGUCUGGGCGGGGCAGCGGGCGGAGCUGUAGGCGUGGGCGUGGCAGCCGGAGCAGGAGCCGCCGCCGCCGGAGGAUACGAAGACGUCCCCAUUGCAUACAACGAAAAGGUGAUAGCCUUUCUGCGCCAGCCGAACAUCCUGGAGAUCCUGCGGGAGAGGCAGGGCCAGCACACCGUCUCCCGGUCCCUGCGUGAGAAAAUCAAUAUAUUGCGAGUGGAGGGAGUCCCGGCCCUCGAGCGACUGGGCCAUGACCUACAAUUGACCAUUUUGCUGAGCCUGUUCGAGCAGGAGAUCAUGAGCUAUGUUCCCAUUGAGGAGCGCAGUCCCCAGGGCUCGCCCGUUCUCAGCUCCCGGAUGCCGCAGAGGGCGCCGCCACCCUUCCGGCGUGACUUUGAGGCCAAGCUAAGGAGCUUCUACCGCAAACUGGAGUCCAAGGGAUACGGCCAGGGGCCACACAAACUCAAGCUCCACAUCCGACGCAGCCACUUGCUGGAGGACGCCUUCCGGAGGAUCAUGUCGGCCAACAAGAAGGACCUGCAACGCGGUCGCCUGGCGGUGCUGUGGGACACGGAGGAGGGCCUGGACUACGGCGGGCCCUCGCGCGAGUUCUUCUUCCUGCUCUCGCGGGAGCUCUUCAAUCCGUACUACGGCCUGUUCGAGUACUCCGCCAACGACACGUACACGGUGCAGGUGUCGCCGCUGUCGGCCUUCGUGGACAACUGUCAUGACUGGUUCCGGUUCAGUGGCAGGGUGCUGGGCCUGGCCCUGGUCCACCAGUACCUGCUGGACGCCUUCUUCACCCGGCCCUUCUACAAGGCCCUGCUGCGGCUGCCGGUGGCGCUGAGCGAUCUGGAGUCGCUGGACAACGAGUUCCACCAGUCGCUGCAGUGGAUCCGCGACAACGAUAUCGGCAGUGGCGUCGAUCUCGGUCUCACGUUCUGCGUUACGGAGGAGCUGCUGGGCCGGGUGGUGGAGCGGGAACUGAAGCCGGGCGGCAAGAACAUGAUCGUCAACGAGAAGAACAAGAAGGAGUACCUGGAACGGAUGAUCAAGUGGCGCUUGGAGCGCGGUGUUCAGGAACAAACCGAAUCGCUGGUCAGGGGCUUCUACGAGGUGGUCGACUCCCGGCUGGUCUCCGUCUUCGAUGCCCGGGAACUGGAGCUGGUGAUCGCCGGCACUGCCGAGAUCGACACCAAUGACUGGCGCCUGAACACCGAAUACCGUUCCGGCUACCAUGACAACCAUCAGGUGAUCGUGUGGUUCUGGCAGGUGAUCGAACGGUUCAGCAACGAACAGCGCCUCCGGCUGCUGCAGUUCGUCACCGGCACCUCGAGCAUCCCCUACGAGGGCUUCUCCGCCCUGAGGGGUUCGACGGGACCCCGGCGCUUCUGUAUCGAGAAGUGGGGCAAGCCGAAUGCCCUGCCCCGUGCCCAUACCUGCUUCAAUCGUCUGGAUCUGCCGCCGUAUCCCACGCCGGAGCUGCUCUACGAGAAGCUAUUGCUGGCCGUCGAGGAAACGAAUACGUUUGGUAUCGAGUAGUCAUGUGAUGCACCAAAAAAAAAAAACCCCAACAACAAAAAACACAACAAACACCAAACACACACACCUAUGACAUACACCUGAAGCGCUUUACUUUCGAUUUUAGAUGUUUUUUUUUUAUCUUAAUUGUCUAAGGCUUAGUUUAUAGCCCCUCCCUGGCUGAGAGCAGACCCCAAUCUCUGGGUGUUUUUCAAGAAUAAGAGUUAAGAGUGUCGAGAUCAAGAUCAUCAGUAGCAGUAGCAGAAGAAACUGAAGCAGAAGAAAGCAGAAAUCAGAAGAAUCUAUGAAAAAGGUAGCAGAGAAAUCAACGAUAGAAUUACUUGCUGGGAUUAUAGUAGCAGCUGUAACCCACGUAAGUUGCCAGUUUAUAUAUUUGGUGAAAGGUUUCUAUUUU
Molecule: messenger RNA, 5225 nt
Organism: Drosophila bipectinata
Lineage: Eukaryota; Metazoa; Arthropoda; Insecta; Diptera; Drosophilidae
Gene: Hecw
Product: Hecw ubiquitin protein ligase
Biological process (GO): regulation of dendrite morphogenesis; protein polyubiquitination
Cellular component (GO): cytoplasm
Molecular function (GO): protein binding; ubiquitin protein ligase activity
Source: RefSeq, a predicted model, not a curated record